This is a messenger RNA of Halichondria panicea, 953 nucleotides long. Its product is annotated as AP-5 complex subunit mu-1-like. Gene Ontology annotation, cellular component: AP-type membrane coat adaptor complex; lysosome; cytosol. Gene Ontology annotation, biological process: endosomal transport. The record is from RefSeq and is a predicted model, not a curated record. NCBI's taxonomy places the organism in Eukaryota, Metazoa, Porifera, Demospongiae, Suberitida, Halichondriidae.
AGCCCUGGUUGGAGUGUGGGUGUGUAUCGAGGUCCGCCUAAAGUAACGCUGUGUAUAAGAGAGGAGAUAAGAUCUGUACAAUAUGACAAGACUAGUAUUGCAGACACUUGGGACCUCUCUGGAACACUAAUAUCCAAGGUUGAAGUGGAGGGCUCUCCUGAUAUACAAGUCACUCUCAGCACACCUCACGAGUGGGCGGGGCUUGAGGACAUUGUAUACCAUCCCAUAGUACAUGCUGAUGAUGCACAUCACCGUGGUAACCAAUGGAAGGUCCGUUACUCAGCUCCUCUGGAGAGCACAUCACUACUCCACUACAGUGUGACUGCAUUGCCAUGUCUACCCAUACGAGGAUUCUAUCAGAUGAAGGGUGAUAGCUCAGUGCGACUACUGGUACAACUCAAGCUCAAUGAAGGUGUUAAAAACUACUUUGAGUUUUGUGAGGUCCACAUUCCGUUCUUCAACAGAGGUGUUAUUGAGAGACUGGAUUCUAUUGUGCCCUCCAAUCUGGCAGCAUCAUUAGCUCUGAGCAAGGACAACAAGAGCAUCGUCUGGGCCAUUGGUCAGAGAUUUCCUGUGCGUGGACUGGAGCUCUCACUGCAAGCCACUGUACACUUUAAGGAAGGUCCUGAAGAGAAUAAACCAUUCUUUGUGGGCUCCAACUCAUACAUAGAGGUAUUCUUCAAGAUGCCAGAGUUCACUCUGAGUGGAGCCACUGUGGACAGCAAAUCAGUCACUCUGUUUCCCAGCAGCAAACCUAAAGUCGUCAUCAGUCGUGAACUUUACACAUCAUCUUAUAGAGUAUGGAACUCUCAUGGCGAUGUACUGGCUACCUACCCACAAUACAGAACUCAGUGACUAUUCGAUUAGUGUUGUAGUUUUAUUCGUGUGAACAAUAUUGAACAUUACAACAAAAAUUAUGUUUGCAGAAUAAUAAAUCAACAACAGUAAUUAAA